CACGUCACAUGUGAAGAAAAACAAGUGAGAGAAUGGAGGCUGUAACUGUGUUUGGCGGAGGAAGACCAUACCUUUCUUCCUCAUCUAUUCGGAGCUCCCAACCUGAGAGAACUUGCAGCUUAUCCUGCUCCCACAACCCUAUCAUACGCACCCACUACCGCCAUUUAGCUGCAUUUUCUUCUAAUUCACAUCUCUUCUCUCAUAUCCCAUCAAGAAGUAAAACCCUUACCAAACCCCAUAUUUUCCUUCCUCACUUGGUUGCUUCCUUGGAAAAUGUUGAAGAGUCUUACAUAAUGAUAAAACCAGAUGGAGUUCAACGUGGCCUUGUUGGAGAGAUAAUUUCAAGGUUUGAGAAGAAGGGGUUUAAAUUGACUGGACUAAAGCUCUUCCAGUGCCCCAAAGAAUUAGCUGAGGAGCAUUAUAAGGAUCUCAGUGCUAAGCCAUUCUUCCCUACAUUGAUUGACUAUAUUACAUCAGGUCCAGUUGUGUGUAUGGCAUGGGAGGGUGUUGGCGUUGUGGCUUCAGCUCGUAAGUUAAUAGGGUCUACGAACCCUCUUCAAGCAGAACCCGGAACUAUAAGAGGGGAUCUUGCUGUUCAAACUGGAAGGAAUGUGGUUCAUGGGAGCGACAGUCCUGAAAAUGGCAAGCGUGAAAUAGGUAAGGCCUUUACUGCCUUACUGUUGUACUACUAUGUAUCGUUUAAAAUAUUUUGCCUUAAAUUUCUACACAGAUGAAUAGAAAGCUACAUUUUUUCUUUGUGUCGGUUCUUAAAAAAUGAAUGUUUGUACUGUAUAUUAUUUGUUAUGCAAUUAUUUUCCUUUUUCUAAAAAAGUAAGAAGGCUUGUCAUGGUGAGUGAUGAGUAAAAGUAAUCUGAGCUUAUUAACUCAAAUUGGUGGAAGGAAAAAGGCAACAUUGUUACAACUUUUUUUUUUGCUCUUUGUCUCACAAUUGUUUGCACUUUGCAGCUCUAUGGUUUCACGAGGGUGAAGUAAUUCAGUGGACAUCGACUCUCUCGCCAUGGCUAAGGGAGUGAUUCUUCAUCAAAGCUCAAAUUGAGGAUUUGUAAUUUUGGAAGAGUUAUUUUGUCCACCUAUGAUUACUACCAGAUAAUAAUUGAUGGUGUUGAUUUCUUUCAAUUUAAGUAUAAAAUUGUAAUAGAAAAAAAAUGAUAGAAAUGAAGCACACAAUACUAAUUUGCAAUAAUUGAUGGUGUUGAUAAUAA
This is a messenger RNA of Cannabis sativa, 1223 nucleotides long. RefSeq names its product nucleoside diphosphate kinase 2, chloroplastic. The record is from RefSeq and is a predicted model, not a curated record. NCBI's taxonomy places the organism in Eukaryota, Viridiplantae, Streptophyta, Magnoliopsida, Rosales, Cannabaceae. Gene Ontology annotation, biological process: CTP biosynthetic process; GTP biosynthetic process; UTP biosynthetic process. The coding region runs from base 33 to 734 and encodes 233 amino acids. Gene Ontology annotation, molecular function: nucleoside diphosphate kinase activity. The transcript is spliced from 6 exons.